Messenger RNA from Megalopta genalis, 1465 nucleotides. It is a transcript of the gene imd, whose product is annotated as death domain-containing immune deficiency protein. Gene Ontology annotation, molecular function: protein binding. Gene Ontology annotation, biological process: signal transduction. The record is from RefSeq and is a predicted model, not a curated record. Lineage: Eukaryota; Metazoa; Arthropoda; Insecta; Hymenoptera; Halictidae.
AUGUAUAUAAUAUCGAAAUAACGUAGUCACACUGUCGUGCAACAUUGUUCGAGGAAAUAAAAUAAAAAAAUAUAUUCCCACGAAGGAAAAGUUUAAAAUGAAACCUAAGAAAAGACUCAGUUUAGUUUCUCGAUCUUAGACUUUAGACUUUAAAAGAUUGGAAGCGUAUAACAAAAAUCUGUGAUAGAAUAGCUUCUUUAUCGGAUAAAUUUAAGGGUAUCGAAUCGAAAACUUCGUGUAUUGGAUUACGAAAUUCUCAAGUAAAAUGCAAUUCACGUACGAUGCACAUGUAUGGUUGUUGCCUUUUAGUAUAGUGUAGGUACUUCAAGGUCUGAAGUUCGUUGAUAUAGAAUAUGUACAGUACACAUAGAGUGUGAUUCAUGAAAUCUCGAAACCUGUUGCUUUCUUGCUUUCCAUAUUUAAUGUUUGGGCAGCGAAUGGAACAUAAUCGACGAAAUAAGAUGCCAAUACUUGCCAACUUGUCUCGAAGAUUUCAUAUGUUGACGACGGACGCAAUACCUGAACCACCACGAAUAGAAAGUAAAGAGUAUACUCAUAAUUUAAACGCGGACAAGACUAAAGAAAAAUCGAAUGCAAAAUCGGAAACUGACAAUACACAGACCAAUGGUUCUGUACCUACAAAUAAUUCUCCUGGGACAGAGAAGGAUGAAGCGAAGUUUCCCACUUACGAUUCGAAACAACGUUAUAAGACUAAUGCGAAAACGAAAACAAAGCCUAAACAGUACUCGCAAACAGCACGUACUGUAAAUUACAAUAUAAUUAAUUCGAAUGGAGUCAAGAUUGGCUCGAGAACCAGUUACAUUUGCCAUGUUAAUCAGGUUCCAACGAAAGAUACCGCGACGUCGGAAGAUUUUGGGUCCAAAUCGUGGAAACAAGAGAUGCCUGAAAACGUAAAAUGUUUAUGCCAAUGCACCGAUGAAAUUACUUUGGAAGAUAUACUUGUUGUUAAGACGCACAUUGGGCAUGGCUGGAGAGAUGUUGCCAGAAAAUUGUCAUAUUCGGAUGGUCAAAUUGAACAAUUUGAAGAAAAUUAUUCGUUCAAAGGAAUAAGCGAAGUAAUUUAUCAAAUGUUCUUAGACUGGAAACAGGCUAAUACAAAGACUGCCGAGAUCGGUAAUUUGACAAAUGCACUGUGGGCUUGUCAAGAAUACGAUUGUGCCAAAAGAUUAGCCACUUCUCGGAAAGAUUUUAUUUGAUACAUUCAUUUCUCAUCUUCGAGAAUUAAACAAUUUUUACAAUAUUUGUCACUUACAAGUUAAAAAUUAUUUAAUAUCAAUUAGUAUUUGUACUUAUUAAAUUGUUAAAUAUCAGACAGGCAACGGAUAACAAAUUUGUAUAUAAUUAAACCUAUUGUUAUCUUGUGAGUCGUAAAACUCUAUCGAUCAUAUGUACACAUUACAACAACGAAAAUGUAUAAAAAUCAAUAAAGUAAAUAUUUUACUAA